Molecule: messenger RNA, 2326 nt
Organism: Erinaceus europaeus (western European hedgehog)
Lineage: Eukaryota; Metazoa; Chordata; Mammalia; Eulipotyphla; Erinaceidae
Gene: MTPAP
Product: mitochondrial poly(A) polymerase
Exons: 9
Coding region: 173-2137 (654 amino acids)
Cellular component (GO): mitochondrion
Molecular function (GO): poly(A) RNA polymerase activity
Source: RefSeq, a predicted model, not a curated record
AGGUGCUCGCGUCCCGCGCGGAGGACUGAGCAGCAGCCCGGGAGCACCGUGCACAGACUUCGCAGUACCCGUCCGGGCCGCUGCUGUUUGGUCCUCGGGGGCCGCCGUCCGUCCGCAGUGCGCGCGAUGCUAUUUGGUCCUCGGGGGCCGCCGUCUGUCCGCUGUGCGCGCGAUGCUGUUUGGUCCUCGGGGGCCGCCGUCUGUCCGCUGUGCGCGCGAUGCUGUCUGGUCCUCGGGAGCCGCCGUCUGUCCGCUGUGCGCGCGAUGCUGUUUGAUCCUCGGGGGCCGCCGUCGGCCCGAUGUGAGCGCGAUGCUGUUUCGUCCUCGGGGGCCGCCGUCGGCCCACUGCGCACGCGCGGGAGCAGCCGGUCUCGCGGCAUUUGCCCCUAGCAUGGCGGCGCUCGGUCCGCGCCUCCUGGCUCGCUGCCCCCUGUGCCCUCACGCCGUCCCGCUGAGGCCUCCGAUCCGCCGGCUACUCAGCUGCCCGGGGAGCGCGUCCGCGGACGUCAGCGGAGUGGACCAGGCCCCGGGGGCCGCGAACACAGGUCCCCCGCCCCGGAGCUUCUCGGAGGUUCAGAGGGAGCGGUGGGAGCAGGCGCAGCGCACGGUGCUGAUCCGCUGCCCCGGCCGGUUCCGGGAGAAGCCGCUCCUGAGGUUCCUGGCCCAGCACGGGCCCGUCAGCCGCCACUUCUUCUACCAGAGCGUCGGUCUUUAUGCCGUUGUGGAAUUUUGUCAAAAGGAAAGUGUAGCCUCACUGCAGAAUGCCGCUCGUACUCCAGACCUGAGCACAGAAUCCGUGAUUCCAUUCCGAUCACGGUUCUUCACUCUGAGGCUGAAGAACUCCCCGAGUCAGACCUCCGAAUGGCCCGGCGUGCAGUGUCAGGACCAGUCCCCUCCCUCAAGCAGGAAGCUCAUGCAGCUGCUUUGUUCUGCAGAAAGUGUAGACCAGCAGCUGCACGCCCUGCUGAGGGCCUUCCAGCUCACGGAGGAGAACUGCCGGCUACGCCACCUCACCUGCUCCCUCAUCGGGGACGUCGCGGCCGCCUUCUUCCCAGACUCUGUCAUCAGACCCUUUGGCUCUUCCACCAACGGCUUUGGGAAACUGGGUUGUGACCUGGACAUGUUUUUGGACCUCGAUGAGAUCAGAAAACCCAGUGCUUCCAAGACCCCGGGGAAUUAUCUGCUGGAAUAUCAGGUGAAAAAUGUCCCUUCCGACAGAGUUGUGACCCAGAAGAUUCUCUCUGUGAUAGGAGAGUGUCUCGACCACUUCGGCCCGGGCUGUGUGGGUGUGCAGAAGAUACUCAACGCCCGCUGUCCUCUCGUGAGGUUCUCACACCAGGCCUCUGGGUUCCAGUGUGAUUUGACAACUGACAACAGGGUUGCCCUGAAAAGCUCUGAGCUGCUCUACCUCUACGGCGCCCUGGACUCUCGGGUGCGGGCCCUGGCCUUCAGCGUCCGCCACUGGGCUCACACACAUUCCUUAACGAGCAGCAUCCCUGGUGCAUGGAUCACAAACUUCUCCCUCACGAUGCUGGUCAUCUUCUUCCUUCAGAGGAGGUCACCUCCCAUCCUCCCAACGCUGGAUGAGCUGAAAGCCUUGGCAGAUGCAGAAGAUGACUGUGUGAUCAAAGGCCACAACUGCACGUUCGUCUCUGACCUGAGUCGAAUCAGUCCUACGGAGAACACGGAGACGCUAGAAUUACUACUGAAAGAAUUUUUCGAAUAUUUUGGAAAUUUUGCUUUCCAUAAAAAUUCUAUAAAUAUCCGACAGGGAAAGGAGCAGAACAAGCCUGAGUCUUGUCCCCUGCACAUUCAGAAUCCUUUCGAGACCUCUCUCAACAUCAGCAAAAAUGUAAGUCAGGUCCAGCUGCAGAAGUUUGUGGAUCUGGCCAGAGAAAGUGCCUGGCUCUUAAACCAGGAAGACAAGAGCCACCUUUUCCCACCGAGAAACCAGGCCUGGGGGCUGGCCGCCUUGCUGCUGCCUUCUCUGCCGAGCGGAGUCUCUCUGAGCAAGAGGAAGAAAAACCGGCUGGCAAACGGAACAGUCAAGAGCUUGCUGGACUCCAUCAGAGGUAACGGGAGUGCUGAAAGGGCCACAGACGACAGCGGGACAAGGACAGCCGGCACUCAGGCAUGAGGGUGGCCCUCACGGCCUCCCUGUCGGCACUGGGCUCAUCCUUCCUGCCAGGACGGCAGUCAGACCUCUGUGGACGGACAGACAAGCCCCCUCCCUCCCAGGAGAAUCGUUUUAAAGGCCUUCUGGCUACGUGUAUAAAGCAUACAUCUCGUCACUGAGUGUAAUAAAGCUUCGCGAUGGCUCACUCUA